This is a messenger RNA of Olea europaea var. sylvestris, 590 nucleotides long. RefSeq names its product dynein light chain 1, cytoplasmic-like. Bases 81 to 380 code for a protein of 99 amino acids. The record is from RefSeq and is a predicted model, not a curated record. Gene Ontology annotation, cellular component: dynein complex. Gene Ontology annotation, biological process: microtubule-based process. The transcript has 2 exons. NCBI's taxonomy places the organism in Eukaryota, Viridiplantae, Streptophyta, Magnoliopsida, Lamiales, Oleaceae. Gene Ontology annotation, molecular function: dynein intermediate chain binding; dynein light intermediate chain binding.
CUCUGCAAAUCUGAAACACACUUACAGGCUCCCAAGAAUUGAGCAAGAAAAACUAAUAUAUUGUCUGAAGACAAAGAAAAAUGUUAGAAGGGAAGGGUUUGAUAGAUGAUACAGAUAUGCCAGUGAAGAUGCAGAUCCAAGCAAUGGCUUUUGCUUCUCAAGCUCUAGAUCUCUAUGAUGUUUUUGACUGCAAAUGCAUUGCUGCCCACAUCAAGAAGGAGUUCGACAAGAGAUAUGGGAAUGGAUGGCACUGUGUGGUAGGGUCCAACUUUGGGUGUUUUUUCACACACAGCAAAGGGACUUUCAUAUAUUUUACAUUGGAGACUCUAAAUUUUCUCAUCUUCAAAGUUUCUUCGUCUCCAUCAACUCCACCUCCGUAGCAGCCUUUCAUAGUUCGUUAUGGAUCGAACACAACUAAAUAGACUGAAUCGUACAAUAGAUUUACUUUAGCUUAUCUUUCUUCCUUCGUGUCUUCUAGUCCAUCUUACCAAGCAUGCCUAUUUUUUACCAAGCAUGCCUAUUAUUAGAAAUUUCUAGUUGUAGAUUACUGUAAUAUUUGACUUUAGAGGCAGCUUUCACAAUGCUUUCUA